GUCAAUUUACUAAGCUUUCAUCAACUUGGUUCUUUCUUCCAUUACUGUAACUGUUCCAUUGGUUUUAGGUAGCUAUGAAUGCUCUUGCAGCCACCAACCGCAACUUUCGCCAUGCAGCUCGCAUUCUUGGCUUGGAUUCUAAGCUUGAAAAGAGCCUCUUGAUCCCCUUUAGAGAGAUCAAAGUUGAGUGCACAAUUCCUAGAGAUGAUGGUUCUCUUGUAUCCUUCGUUGGAUUUAGAAUCCAGCAUGACAACGCUCGUGGACCGAUGAAGGGUGGAAUACGCUACCACCCUGAGGUUGACCCGGAUGAGGUAAACGCUUUGGCUCAAUUAAUGACAUGGAAGACAGCUGUAGCUGCCAUUCCAUAUGGCGGAGCAAAGGGAGGGAUCGGCUGCAAUCCAAGAGAGUUGAGCAUAAGCGAGUUAGAACGUCUCACCCGUGUUUUCACUCAAAAGAUCCAUGAUCUUAUUGGAAUUCAUAGGGAUGUUCCAGCCCCUGACAUGGGGACUAAUUCACAGACAAUGGCAUGGAUCCUGGAUGAAUACUCAAAAUUUAAUGGGCACUCACCAGCAGUUGUGACUGGAAAGCCAAUUGAUCUUGGAGGAUCACUGGGUCGGGAAGCGGCAACUGGACUGGGAGUGGUCUUUGCAACAGAAGCUUUACUGGCUGAGUAUGGAAAAUCAAUUUCAGAAAUGAAGUUUGCUAUCCAGGGGUUUGGCAAUGUGGGUUCCUGGGCAGCAAAGUUCAUCCAUGAAAAAGGCGGUAAGGUUGUUGCAGUGAGUGACAUCACAGGUGCAGUUAAGAAUCCAAAUGGAAUUGAUAUUCCAGCUCUGAUGAAACACAAAGAGGGAACUGAAAGCCUGAAGAAUUUUGAAGGUGGGGAUGCUAUGGAUCCAAAUGACUUGCUUGUACAUGAAUGCGACGUUCUGAUCCCAUGCGCCUUAGGUGGAGUUCUCAACAAGGGAAAUGCUGGUGAUGUGAAGGCAAAGUUCAUAAUAGAAGCAGCCAACCACCCCACUGACCCUGAAGCCGAUGAGAUUUUGUCCAAGAAGGGAGUCCUUGUACUCCCUGACAUUUAUGCAAAUUCCGGUGGUGUGACUGUGAGUUACUUUGAAUGGGUUCAGAACAUUCAAGGAUUCAUGUGGGAAGAAGAGAAAGUGAACUGUGAGCUGAAGAGGUACAUGAUGAAAGCUUUCCUUGACAUCAAGGCAAUGUGCCAAAUUUACAACUGCAACUUGCGGAUGGGCGCCUUCACUCUGGGAGUGAACAGAGUUGCGCGUGCUACUCUGCUGAGGGGGUGGGAAGCAUGAAUGAAUCUUCCAUUUGAUCCUUUCUGUUGUCAAAUAUAGUUUCUGUUUUAAACUUUAUUUUCUUCAGCCACAGAAUUCAGUAAUGCUUAUA
Pistacia vera is the source of this 1401-nucleotide messenger RNA. RefSeq names its product glutamate dehydrogenase 2-like. Gene Ontology annotation, molecular function: L-glutamate dehydrogenase (NAD+) activity. The record is from RefSeq and is a predicted model, not a curated record. Bases 75 to 1310 code for a protein of 411 amino acids. Gene Ontology annotation, cellular component: mitochondrion. NCBI's taxonomy places the organism in Eukaryota, Viridiplantae, Streptophyta, Magnoliopsida, Sapindales, Anacardiaceae. Gene Ontology annotation, biological process: L-glutamate catabolic process. The transcript is spliced from 9 exons.